Rattus norvegicus (Norway rat) is the source of this 1634-nucleotide messenger RNA. RefSeq names its product S100 calcium binding protein Z (gene S100z). The coding region runs from base 351 to 650 and encodes 99 amino acids. The record is from RefSeq and is marked inferred. Gene Ontology annotation, molecular function: calcium ion binding. NCBI's taxonomy places the organism in Eukaryota, Metazoa, Chordata, Mammalia, Rodentia, Muridae. The transcript is spliced from 4 exons.
CAAAAAGAGGUCCAGGCGGAGGAUACAGGUCAUCCUGACGUUAGCAGACAUCUGGGGUAAAGAUUCAAAGAUGAUAGAAGUGUCCAAGAGUACUCCAGGAGCAAUAUUUCAGAGCUGGACUGUAAGACAGCAUUCAAAGCUGAGGGAACAUGGCCACAAAGCCUUGGGGACAGUCUCAGCAAGAGGACGGAACCUAAAAGAAGAUGCCAGUGUUCUUCACAUCUAACACAGUCCAGGAAAAAUAACGGGGUGUCAGGUGGAAACCCAGAGAUCCGUGCUCAGAGGGUAACCGUGAACACCUGUAGACAGCCGCAUCCCGCCGAACAGGAGUCGCCCACUCCACUGCCAGCAUGCCCACCCAGCUGGAGAUGGCUAUGGAGACGAUGAUCCGCAUCUUCCACCGUUACUCUUGCAAGGAGGGGGACAGGUUCAAGCUCAACAAGGGGGAGCUGAAGAUGCUCUUACAGCGAGAGCUCACAGAAUUCCUCACAUGUCAAAAGGACCCCCAGUUGGUGGAUAAGAUAAUGCAGGACCUGGACGCUAACAAGGACAACGAAGUGGAUUUUAAUGAGUUUGUGGUCAUGGUGGCAGCUCUGACGGUCGCUUGUAACGAUUACUUUGUGGAGCAACUGAAGAAGAAAGGCAAAUAAAAAAAAAUGGCUAGCAAGCUAACAAGAGGCAGAAACAGAGCCAAAUCUGCACCUCCCGUGGGUCUAUAUCCUUACCAUGGAUAGGCACAGUGAUAUGACUUCUAUAUGCUAUAUAUGUGUACUUAUUAGCAAUAAGUUAUGUUAACCUUGACAUGCUGACUUCACACAAUUAUUUAUUCCAGGCCUUAGGCCCUCUUGAAGAUUUUCCCACAUUAUUAAAAAUGUUACUAUGAUUUAUUUGUCAAACAGAGAGCAGCCACACAUUUAGCCACUUUUGAAAGGAGACUUGAGUUUGGUGGAUUUUUAAGAUCUCAUUCUUAAGUUGUGUUUUGCUAUUUCUUCCUUACUGAAGAGAUUGCAAGGCUCUCCCCAUAGGCUCUUUUUUUUUUUGGUUCUUUUUUUCGGAGCUGGGGACCGAACCCAGGGCCUUGCGCUUCCUAGGUAAGCGCUCUACCACUGAGCUAAAUCCCCAGCCCCUCCCCAUAGGCUCUUAAUUGUGCUUCAAAUGGCAGAAGCUAUGAGGGGACUUCCUGCAGAAAGGCUGGUAAAGAGAAGGUCGAGCCCUGCAGUUUGGCACAUGCCUUUAAUCCCAGCGCUUGGGAGGCAGAGGCAGGCGGAUCUCUGUGAGCUGGAAGCCAGUCUGGUCUACAAAAUGAGUUCCAGGACAGCCAGGCCUACGCAGAGAAACCCUGUCUCAGGAGGGGGUGUGUGCUUUUCUCAGUGAAAUAGAAUGAGAUGGGCAGAGUCAGGCCUCCAGGUUCAAACUAUAAGAGCUGAAUAGAGCGAGUCUUGGGACUUAGUUGGAAAUACCGCCCACGCCCCCAGGACUGACUGUUUUAUUCUGGAUACCAGGUCCCAGAGCUUCCCCUCGGGCUAUACGGCAUCGAGCCCCGGGGAUACUUGCUUCCUUCCCUCCAUCCUUCCUGGUCUUUCUCCAGUGCUCCAACUUGUUUGCUGCGUCUAAAAUAAAUGACUUGUACAAAA